Molecule: messenger RNA, 715 nt
Organism: Cimex lectularius (bed bug)
Lineage: Eukaryota; Metazoa; Arthropoda; Insecta; Hemiptera; Cimicidae
Product: N-acetyltransferase 9-like protein
Exons: 6
Coding region: 99-701 (200 amino acids)
Biological process (GO): protein acetylation
Molecular function (GO): N-acetyltransferase activity
Source: RefSeq, a predicted model, not a curated record
AACAUUUUUGUUUAUUAUUUUUUUUUUAAUACAAAUGUCAAUGAUUCAACUGGGUAAAGUACAUGUAGUUAAAGAACGACGUUCCUUAAUCUGUAGAAAUGAGGUUAAACAUCAGUACGAAAAUCGUUGGAAAUAAAGUUAUCUUGGUACCGUACAGGAUCAGUCACGUUGAAAAGUAUCACAAAUGGAUGGAGGAUGAGGAUCUCAGACUGCAAACAGCUUCUGACAGAUUGACUCUUCACGAGGAAUACGAAAUGCAACAGACAUGGUUAAAUGAUGUUAAAAAGUGUACAUUUAUUGUCCUGGACAAGGAAACAAUGUUAGAGACUAAUGAUGAAGUAGAAUCCAUGAUUGGAGAUGCCAAUGUGUAUUUGAAGGAUUCCUACGAUGGCCUUGUCGGGGAAAUCGGUUUAAUGAUCGCUGAGCCUAAAUUCCGAGGAAAAGGAAUGGGCCGAGAAGUCGCACUGUUGAUCAUGCGCUAUGCUGUGACAGCGAUAAAAGUUAAGAAGUUUGAAGCCAUAGUUUCACUAAACAACGAAAAUAGUAUUAAAAUGUUCAAUAGUCUGAAUUUUCAAGAAGAAUCAAAAAGCACUUUUUUUAAAGAGAUAACACUUGUACGACAAGUCGAUGAAGAAUUUACCGAUUAUUUGUUCUCCAACACGAAGGAAUACAAUGAAUUGCCUACAGAAGAAAAUAAAUAGAAUGUGAGCUUUAA